ACAGAACUAAUCAAUAUUAAUGGCGAUGGGACCGGGGGUGGGAGGAGAGGAGGGAUUAACGUGACCUUUUUAAACACGCGCUGCCUCAGACGGCCACCGAGCAGCUGAGGAGAAGCAGCCAGACGGACCCACCAUGUCUGACAAACCAGAUUUUGCAGAAAUCGAAACGUUUGAUAAGACCAAGCUGAAGAAGACAGAAACCAGAGAGAAAAACCCAUUGCCCACCAAAGAAACUAUCGAACAAGAGAAGCAAAGUGAGAGCGUGUCCUGAGCAUCACAGAGAGGAUGCGACUGCUGCUUCUUCAGUGGAGUCUGGGCUUCUGUGUUGGGUUUUGUUCUGUUCUGUUCCCCCUCCCUGCCACCUUCCCCUUAGUGCUCCUUAUCCAUUUCAUUGAGCAAAUGCUCCUUUCAUGUUACUGAGAAGAAGUCUGUUCUGUAUUUGCUGAAGAUGUUCUGUAUUCUUAAAAUGAAAAGUCAAACUUCUGUAUCACCCCCAUCACUUGCAAAAGAAACAAAGAAAAUACAACCACCAACUGCAUAAAAAUGUUUUCCUAAGCCUCACCAUGAACAAGUUUCUUCCAUCCA
Messenger RNA from Coturnix japonica (Japanese quail), 585 nucleotides. RefSeq names its product thymosin beta-12-like. The record is from RefSeq and is a predicted model, not a curated record. NCBI's taxonomy places the organism in Eukaryota, Metazoa, Chordata, Aves, Galliformes, Phasianidae. Gene Ontology annotation, molecular function: actin monomer binding. Gene Ontology annotation, cellular component: cytoplasm. Gene Ontology annotation, biological process: regulation of cell migration; actin filament organization.